Rubroshorea leprosula is the source of this 2126-nucleotide messenger RNA. The record is from the annotation of a GenBank genome assembly. NCBI's taxonomy places the organism in Eukaryota, Viridiplantae, Streptophyta, Magnoliopsida, Malvales, Dipterocarpaceae.
AAGUCCUAAUCCAUUUCCUUGCAAUUAAAACGAGGUCAUGGAUUUGCUCGGAAACACAUUUCAGCUUUUUUCACUCUUAUCCUUGAUCUUCAUGAUCACUGUUUCCGCAACAGAGUUCAAGAUCCCAAGGCUAGGAGCAUUCCGAAGAUCAUACCAUGAACCCAAACUCACUUCUGCCUUGGUUCCCCAUGAUUUCCAGACCUUCUUUUACUCCCAAAGGCUCGACCAUUUCAACUACAAGCCCGAAAGUUACACAACUUUUCAACAAAGAUAUGUGAUCAAUUCCAAGUACUGGGGUGGUGCAAAUUCCAGUGCACCAAUCUUUGCAUAUCUUGGUGAAGAGUCGGAUUUGGACAUUGAUUUGCCCCUGGUCGGAUUUCUGACAGAUAAUGCUUCACGUUUCAAGGCUCUACUUGUUCACAUAGAGCAUCGGUUUUAUGGGAAAUCAAUACCAUUUGGAUAUUCAAAGGAAGCAGCUAUGAAAAAUGCUAAUCUUCGGGGCUAUUUCACCUCAGUUCAAGCAAUAGCAGAUUAUGCUGACAUUCUUAUUCAUAUAAAGAAAACAUUACCUGCUAUGAACUCUCCCGUAAUUGUCAUUGGUGGUUCUUAUGGCGGAAUGCUUGCAGCAUGGUUUCGGCUAAAGUACCCCCAUAUCGCCCUUGGAGCUCUAGCUUCAUCAGCUCCAAUUCUUUACUUCGAUGACAUUGCACCACAAGCUGGUUAUUAUUCUAUUGUCACCAAGGAUUUCAAAGAAACUAGCGAAAGUUGCUAUGAGACUAUUAAAAAAUCAUGGUCUGAGAUCGACAAAGUCGCUUCCAAGCCUAAUGGCCUAUCAGUUCUCAGUAAGAAAUUCAAAACUUGCAGAAAACUGAAGAGAAGCCUUGACUUGAAGGACUACUUAGACUCAAUAUAUUCUGAAGUAGCUCAAUAUGAUGAACCCCCAGGUUACCCCCUUAGUACUCUUUGCCGUGCCAUUGAUGGAGCUGCCAAAGUAACUGAUAUCCUUGAUCGGAUAUUCGCCGGAGUUGUUGCUCACAAGCCAAAGAGGACAUGCUAUGACAUGGAUGAAUACAAUCAUCCAACUGACCAAAAUCUGGGAUGGAGGUGGCAGGUAUGUAGUGAGAUGGUGAUGCCCAUAGGCCAUGAAAAAAAUGAUUCCAUGUUCCCUCCUGCACCAUUCAAUCUAAACACCUUCACAAAGGCAUGCAAGAGCUUGUUUGGUGUCCAGCCUCAGCCUCACUGGAUAACAACUUAUUAUGGAGGAUAUGAAACUAGCGAAAGUUGCUAUGAGACUAUUAGAAAGUCAUGGUCUGAGAUCGACAAAGUCGCUUCCAAGCCUAAUGGCCUAUCAGUUCUCAGUAAGAAAUUCAAAACUUGCAGAAAACUGAAGAGAAGCCUUGACUUGAAGGACUACUUAGACUCAAUAUAUUCUGAAGUAGCUCAAUAUGAUGAACCCCCAGGUUACCCCCUUAGUACUCUUUGCCGUGCCAUUGAUGGAGCUGCCAAAGUAACUGAUAUCCUUGAUCGGAUAUUCGCCGGAGUUGUUGCUCACAAGCCAAAGAGGACAUGCUAUGACAUGGAUGAAUACAAUCAUCCAACUGACCAAAAUCUGGGAUGGAGGUGGCAGGUAUGUAGUGAGAUGGUGAUGCCCAUAGGCCAUGAAAAAAAUGAUUCCAUGUUCCCUCCUGCACCAUUCAAUCUAAACACCUUCACAAAGGCAUGCAAGAGCUUGUUUGGUGUCCAGCCUCAGCCUCACUGGAUAACAACUUAUUAUGGAGGAUAUGAUUUAAAGUUAAUUCUCCAUAGAUUUGGCAGCAACAUAAUAUUCUCAAAUGGCCUAAGAGAUCCUUACAGCAGUGGCGGGGUGUUGGAGAAUAUAUCAGAUAGUGUUGUUGCAAUCUACACAGUGAAUGGAUCUCAUUGCCUGGAUAUACUUCCGGCGAAGGAAAGUGAUCCAGAAUGGUUGACGCUGCAGCGGAAAAAUGAAGUGGAGACCAUUGAAGGCUGGAUUUCAAAGUACUACUUUGAUUUAGUAAAGUUUCAGGUUCAAACUCAAGCUUGAUUAUACUAAGAGCUACUAUAUAUGUAUAUAUAUAGUAGUGUGAAAAUAAUGAUAGAUGCUAUAU